Messenger RNA from Zea mays, 2762 nucleotides. RefSeq lists its product as uncharacterized. Gene Ontology annotation, molecular function: ubiquitin binding; phosphatidylinositol binding. Gene Ontology annotation, cellular component: trans-Golgi network membrane. The record is from RefSeq and is marked provisional. Lineage: Eukaryota; Viridiplantae; Streptophyta; Magnoliopsida; Poales; Poaceae.
AGACCCGCGCGCCAUUCUCUAGAACCUUCCACGGUCCACCUCCCUCGUUCCUCCGGCGGCACGUGCCCGUGCCGCUCGGCUCACCCGCAACCCUCCCUCCACGCCUCUCCUCGUCGACGAGCGGACCCGGUCCACGCCCCCACCCCCUUCCCAUCCCAAUCCCAGAUCCCGGCCAGCCCUCCGAUUCGGCCGCGACCGUGGUGGGUUCGGUCCCCCUCCGAUCGGGGCAGCAGCCAUGGAUCAGAGCCGGCGGGCGGUGGAGUCGUACUGGCGCUCGCGGAUGGUGGACGGCGUCACGGCGGACGACGACAAGGUCGCGCCCGUCUACAAGCUCGAGGAGAUCUGCGAGCUCCUGCGUGCCUCCGACGCCAGCAUCGUCAAGGAGGUCGCCGACUUCGUCCUCAAGCGCCUCGACAACAAGAGCUCCCUUGUUAAGCAAAAGGCUUUACGGUUGAUCAAAUACGCAAUUGGAAAAUCUGGUACUGAUUUCAAGAGGGAGAUGCAAAGGCACUCAGCGGCUAUACGCCAACUAGUUCAUUACAAAGGCCACCCUGACCCCUUAAGAGGGGAUGCCCUUAAUAAGGCUGUUCGGGAAACUGCGAAUGAGGCUAUUGCUGCAAUUUUCUCCACAGAGGACCCUAAACCUGCUGUCGCAACCGAAAGUCUUGGCAAGCGCAUACAAGGCUUUGGAAAUACUAAUUACGAGCCAUCUAGAGAUGAAAAGAAGUCUUUCCUUAGUGAACUUAGCGAAGUAGUGGGUAUUGGAAGUGCAUCCAUCAAGCAGGGUUUGAGCAACUUCGCUGCAGCGCAUGCAAUAAUGAUAAAUGACAACGGCAGCACAUACAAGAGCCCUAAUCUACGUAGGUCUUUAACCACAGAAUCUGAAAAAUAUGGCCGGUAUGAUCCAAGUGAAAUUCAAAGUGAGAGCCGUGCCUCAUCUGAUGCUUCAAAGAACGUAGCUUCUGGUUCUUGGGGUCCGACUUCCAGUUCUGCACCAUCCGAUGAUACUAGCUCAAGUCAACCAGGGGUUAAAACUCGUGAAGAAAGACUUCUGGAGACAAUUGUUACUGCAAGUGGUGUGCGAUUGCAACCAACGCGAGAUGCUCUGCGGGUUUUUUUAACAGAAGCUUCCAAAUUGGAUGCAGUUGCCUUGAGCCGCGCACUUGAAAACAAACUGAAUUCCCCAUUAUGGCAGGUUCGCAUGAAGGCUAUUUGUGUGUUGGAAGCCAUUGUAAGGAAACAGGAUACUGAUCCUUAUUCUAUCAUUGCUUCAUAUUUCAUUGAGAACACAGCUUCUGUUGUUAAAUGCUCUGAGCUGCCACAGGUUUCUCUCAGAGAGAAGGCCUCAAAGGUCUUGAAUAUGCUGAUUGGGGAAGAGCCUACUGGAACCACAGCAACAAAAUCUGCAAUGGCCACACCUGUUCAGAUGCCUGAUUUGAUCGAUACAGGUGAUCAAGAUGGUCUGGCAACAAGUUCUGGACAGGAAAGCAAUGGACAAAAAAAUACUGGGAAAGCAUAUGUUUCUUCAGUUGAUGAUUUGCUUGGUGGUGAACCUAUUGCUGAUACAAGUGUCACUGCUGAUAGCAAUGGAAGCGAUCCAUUUGCAGAUGUAUCGUUCCAUGAGGUAGAGGCUAAGGAGACUAAUGAUCUCUUCUCAGGAUUGAUAGUAGAAGAAAAAUCAUCAGCUACCAUGCACGGCAGUUCUUCAUCAAACAAAAAUGAAUUACCAGAUAUCUUUGGCAGCCCCCCUGAUUCUUUCAUCCAAGGUAGUGUUACUGACCAAGGAACUGUCAAUGAUUUGAUGUCUGGUUUGAACCUUAAUGGAACAGGUCAGGCUCAUCCUCCAGUUAAAGCAGAACCCAAUAGCACCUUCAGUGGUUCACAGUUCUUUGAUACAAACAAUGAGAUCGGCCAUGUGGCAAGUGCUGCAGCAUUGAAUGGCAUUGUUGGUCAAAACUCGUUUUACCAACAGCAGCAGACUCCCUUGCAGUACAGCUUCCCUCAACAUAUGAUGCUCAAUCAAUCAUUUCCUGGGCAACAAUUAAAUUAUGGUGCUAUGGGGAUUCUUCUUGCUCAGCAGCAGCAGUUACUGCAAAAUUUUGGAAAUUUCAAUGCUGAACUUGGGAAUUCUUCUUUCAAUUCGAUGAACAGUGGAAAUGCAUCAGUGCUUCCAGAUAUUUUCAAUUCAAGUAAUCAACCUCAAAAUCAUGUUGCAGCGAUGAGCAGUUCGAAGAAAGAUGACACUAGAGCUUUUGAUUUUGUUUCGGAUCACCUUGCAGCGGCACGUGCUUCAAGAAAGUGAACCAGGAAGCGAUGAGCAUGUCCAUAUGCUGGCAAGAGCUCAAGUGCUUGAUGGACACAAAAGCUGGGACUCCAAAAGCUGCAUCUCGUCACAGCCUCGCAGAUUGGCUGCAUGAUCACACACGGCUGGUUUGGCAUGGGAUCGGGCGCAUGUUUGAACAGUUGAGAAAGAAGGGUUGUUCCAUACGGUUGAAAGACGGGAUGUUGUGUCGUACUAUGUACUUAGACAAAGACUGUUUUUUUACUCUGAAAAAUAAAUUGCAUCUUCCGACUUUCCUUAUGUUCUGCCCUUUUCUCUCUUCCUUUUUUUAUUAAAAAAAUGAGUCAGACACCAUAUACGUAUUUAUUACCUCAGGUUUUAUUUCUUUUCUGUACAAGUACAUGGAGGAUGUUUUUUUUUUUGCGGCAAUUGUAAAGCUUUGGGACACGAAUAAGAGGGUGCAAUAUGAUAUGAGCUGCUA